Molecule: messenger RNA, 1509 nt
Organism: Ostreococcus tauri
Lineage: Eukaryota; Viridiplantae; Chlorophyta; Mamiellophyceae; Mamiellales; Bathycoccaceae
Product: Amino acid transporter, transmembrane
Exons: 1
Coding region: 1-1509 (502 amino acids)
Biological process (GO): amino acid transmembrane transport
Cellular component (GO): vacuolar membrane
Molecular function (GO): amino acid transmembrane transporter activity
Source: RefSeq, a predicted model, not a curated record
AUGGGCGAUUACGUCGAGCUCGAGCGCGAUGAAGAGCACGCGUCGCUCGUCGAAGAUGCCCAGCCGAGUCACUACCCGACCGACUCGUCGACGUCGUACGAGCAGUUCGACGUCGAUGAUUUGGAGGUCGUGGACGCGACCCCAGAGGCUGUGGACGCGCGCUUGACGCGAGCGAGCGUUCGAACGAUCGCGCUGAACACGUGGCUGUACAUGGCAACGCCUAUGAGCAUGCCGGCGACGGUGGCGCACGCCGGGGCGACGUGGACCGGAGUGUUCUUCACGUACAGCGCGAUGAGCACGUAUUGGACGGGACGGGUUCUGGGAUGGGCGUUUUUGGCGGACCCUACGUGCACGACGUACGCGAAGAUGACGAGUAAGGCGGUGGCGAGGCUCAUCGUUCGCCGAGGCGGCGACGAGGGCAUCGCGAGCCGAUGGGAGCCGCGAGUGGAGAUGGCGACGCUUUGUCUGCAGUUUGUGACGUAUUAUCUCGACGCGACGGUGCAGAUCGUGUACAUCGCGCAGUAUUUUGGGCAGACGUUCACGGGGUGGAAGAUGUGUGGGGCGAGCUGGGCGUUCUUCAUCGGAGCACUGUCGCUGCCGAUUGUGCAAAUCCCGACCAUACACGACUCCGGAAAGGUCGUGCUUCUGCCGUGUGCGAGCGUCAUUAUAACGCUCUCGGUGUUUUUCGGGGAGAUAUUCUCCACACGUCCAUGGGAGAAGUGCGAUCCUGGGCCGACGUACGGGAAGAUCGUGACGAGUGGAACGAUUUUCAGCUCGCUCGGAAAUUUUGCCUACGGCUUCGGCGGGCACGGUCUGUAUCCAGAGGAGCUGCGCGAGAUGAAAAACCCCGAGGAUUGGGCCAAGGUGUUGAACUUGACGUACGGCACAAUGGUUCCAAUAUACGUUCUCGUCAUGUAUUUUGGGUACAAGGCGUACGGGGACUUCGCCAAGGGGAAUAUCAACUUGAACUUUCCAAAAAAUGCGGCGAACAUCGUGUCCAUGAUGAUGCAAUCCGUGCAGUGCUACUACGGUGUGUUCUUCACCAAUAUUGCGUUAAUGAUGCGCAUCGAGACGUCGCUUGGAGUGGAUCCAACGCAAGCCUGGACAGUCGUCACCAAGUACGGCGUGACACCUCAGGUGUUUCGCUUUGUUUUUCGCACGGCCUUUUUGGCCACCGAGGUGCUCAUCGCCGCAAUUUUCCUCGCCGUGUCGGGAGACGUCAUUCUCGAUUUACAAUCGCUCGUGGGAGCGAUUGGUAUGACGGCAAUGACAUUCUUCCUUCCUUCGAUCAUUCAUUACGCGUUCAACAUGAACGAGAGGUCAUCCAUUGCCGAGCGCAUGUGGGUGGUGACGAACUUCAUCAUGGGCCUCUUUAUCAUGUUCUCCGGUUUGUACGGUUCGCUCGAUCGCUUGUUCGGCAGCAAGUACGAGAAUCAGUGCCCAGCGCGAUACGUGUACUCACCCGCGGACCCAGCCGACCCGUGCUACGUGAGCGGUAUUCGAUAUUGA